This is a messenger RNA of Plasmodium malariae, 366 nucleotides long. Its product is annotated as phosphatidylinositol N-acetylglucosaminyltransferase subunit P, putative. The record is from RefSeq and is a predicted model, not a curated record. Lineage: Eukaryota; Apicomplexa; Aconoidasida; Haemosporida; Plasmodiidae. The transcript has 4 exons. Bases 1 to 366 code for a protein of 121 amino acids.
AUGCAGUUAAUAAAGGAAGGAUAUGCAUUUUUUACCUUAUAUUUAUCUAAAAUAUUGUGGGUAACUUAUUUAGUAUGGGCUUUUGUAUUUGAUGACUUUUUGAACUUAUUGUACUUUCCAUUUCCUUCCAAGUACUGGGCAGCUAUUAUUCCAAGUGCAACUAUUUUUACGUUCCUUUGUUUUAUCCUUUUUACAAUCAUAUACUCAUUUGUUAAAACGGAGCCACCUAGUUCAAUACACCUAGUCGAAGAUGAAUAUUCCUGUUUCAAGGAUAAAAUCACUGGAAGGUCAAUGGACAAUAUGAACGACAUAAAGAUCGAACAAAUUAACAAAUUAUUUUAUGAAACCUCCUUAUAUUUUGAAUAG